AUGGACGCCCUCAGCGACGAUUUCUCUUCCACCGUCCCUGAUAUGGGCGCGUACGUGGACGCUCAAGCGGAGUCGAAGACAGUCCUAGACGCAUACCGAGCAGCGAGCGACGAGGGAGAAGAUGACACCCCAGCCUUCUUCAAUACUGUCCUAGAGUCUCUUCCUAAGGAAGGCCAAUUGACUAUGAUGAAGGAACUUGUGCUAUUCAAGAAAAACUUCGAGUCAAUCCGUCAACUCAGACACUUCUUCAUGGAUGCAGUUCUUAAGGCUAUGAAGCACGGGUUUGUCCAUUCAGAGAUCUCGCCAUCUCCACACCCAGAAGCGGAGCCCGGUAUUGAAGAGUGGAAGCGGGUGCUGGCCGAAGAGCCGCCGGCGAGAUGCUGCCGGGAAGCGCUGAAGGAGCAAUGUCUUCGUCGAGAUCGAUUCCGGUGUGUCAUCACUGGAGCCUUCGACCUCCCAUCAUUGGAGCGGGGACGCACAGCCGCAGAUAACCAUUUCAUGACGGAUACGGAGUUCUACCGGCCGGGUGGCAAGCUGGCGAAGAAUCUUGAGACCUACCAGGCGGCUAUUAAGAAGGCAAAGGCGGCUGACAUGACUGUUAAAGGAUCUAAUAUCUUUAUGAUGGAAAUACGUUAA
Molecule: messenger RNA, 636 nt
Organism: Scedosporium apiospermum
Lineage: Eukaryota; Fungi; Ascomycota; Sordariomycetes; Microascales; Microascaceae
Exons: 3
Coding region: 1-636 (211 amino acids)
Source: RefSeq, a predicted model, not a curated record